Pocillopora meandrina is the source of this 9526-nucleotide messenger RNA. The record is from the annotation of a GenBank genome assembly. Lineage: Eukaryota; Metazoa; Cnidaria; Anthozoa; Scleractinia; Pocilloporidae.
GCAAAAUGUAUUCAAACAACAAAAACUUCUCGCAGGUCAGUCACAAAGUACAGCCGUGAUGUGAGCAGGUAGCAUUGGAACAGAUGAGAGCAACAACUCUAUUCUCCUUGCAGUGAAAGUAUAAGAGGAUCUUCUUCAAGACUAUGCCGGGGUACCGCGCGUAUUUUGUCCCGGCGGUGAGAGAAAAUUUAUUAUGCCGCAUAUGUCAUCUUCCAGUUCGAAACGCCGUUCAAGUGUCCGUUUGUGGACACAGAUUUUGCGAUUCUUGUCUUAAUGGAGCCUUCAGUAACACGAGGUAAGCUACUGUAUUGUUGUUCCUCUUGAUCGUUUAUAGAUUGAUAUUGUAAACUUAUAAUCUUAAGCUGGUUAACUUCUUUUGAGAGAAAGAAAUCUGGUGGAUUUCAAUUCGCACUUGAGAUGAGAUCUUGUGAAACCAGUAAAGUGACAGAAGAGAAUUUAUUUCUCGACGACUUCUGGGAUUUAUAUGGACGAUCGGCUAAAUCUCAACUAAUUCGUUGUUGCAAAGAUUAAUGCUCCCUUCUGUCGGGUCUUCUGUUGCAUUGUUUGGCGAAUUAUGUAUUACGCGUGAACCGAAUUUUUGAAUAAAAAUUUGAUAGAAUGUGCAAAUAUUUUUACAAGCAAUUUCAUGACACUCGGUAUUCACAGUGGGGGUUUCUAUUAAAACCUGCAAGCUUAUUUUUUCCAAUUGCGUUCGCACUAUCUUUCAUUUGUUAGCUGGUAUAUGAUCGCAAAAAUUACAACGUUGUUAGUAUAAAUUUAUCUCGGUGAUAUUUGGCUUUUUGAACCAAUUCUGACACUGAUCGUCGGCGAAGUUGAAGUCUCUCAGCUGCGAUCGAUAUACAAAGGGCCUAUUCAGCACAGAAGAUUAAAUCGUAAACACUCAUUGUGUAGAGUAUUUCGAAACAGGAACCAAAAAUUAGCGAUUUUUUCCUUCAAAAGUCCUUAGGUGUACUAGGGAAUAGUUGGCAACCUGAUUUGUAACGGUGGCGUUUGUUUUGUUCAUUUAGGUGAUCUCGAAAGGCUUUUAGUUUCAUUCAUUUCGAGCUAAUUUGAAUUUUCCCACGAUUCUGUAUAUUGUCCUAAAUAUCCAUAAUUGUUUCAAAGUUUUGUAAAUAGUCGUAUGUUUCUGGAAUAUUUUUGACAUCAAAGCAACAACGUAGUUGUCUUUCAUGAAGCAUUUUGGGAAAAAGUAGAAUUUUGGUUGUGUUUAGGACGGAUCACGGGAAGGACUGUCUCACAAAAUUUUGUACGCGGUAGGAUCGAUCCUGUCUAGUUUACAAUGAACAGAGGUUGAGGAACUUUCGAAUAACGAAUAUAUUUUUCUGACAAUGUAAACAGUAUAUGUUGUUAUGGUGCUUCUUACAAUUAAGAAGAAUUUCCUUUCGAGCUAUUGAGCCUGUCGUAAACAAAAAAAAGUCGAGAGAUGUUUAUCUUUAUGAAUCAAUUUUACUCCAUAGUUUACAUUCCACUCAGUUGGUCUGUUGGCAAUUUUUCUAUUUUCAUCAAGUUCGGAUUAGAAAUUUGCAAUGUGUCUUCGAAGGUGUGAUUUGUAUCAAACUCCUGCCCAGGAAAUUACGUGUUUCUUUCCUUGACGCGGAAAUUUCAUCUUUCCGAUCUCGGUAAUUGGAACCCAAAAUCAAACCAACCAUUAAGCUUUCCUGAUCAAUUCAAAAAGUGAGCCAGACUUUUAUUUUCGGUCGAUAGGCAGCUUCAGUCAAAUUACUCAAUCGUGAGAUGGAGAUAAAAAGAGUAUUGAGAUCAGUAACAGCAACGAUGACAAUUACAUGUAAAUUACACCAGCCGCUCUAAGGAAUUGUGGUUUUUGAGCCAAGGAAUAUUGUACAUAAAAGAUUGAAUUCUCUCCGUUCGGGCGGAAGAAGACAAUAAUAUCUUGCAUCCAUGAGGCAUUUCACACCCUUUCCUAAAUUAAAAGGUAAAUUUUAAUUAGUGGCAAGAAAGCAUCAAUACUCUGGAGUGUUUGCCGAAAGAAAUACAAUUUUUUCAUAUUUUAUUGAGGUGUUGAUCUUCAUAGCUAAGUACUGCUCGGAAACAGUUGCGUGACAAUGAGUGAAACUGACAUAAAAUGACUGGACUCGUGACAAGUUUACAAUUUGUGGUGUUGUUUGCAAUAUUGCUUUGACAGAAUUCUCUGCAGAACUAAUGGUUGAGUCAACACCAAUUCUUUCUUCCAGUCUAUGAACGUCAUGUCCAGAAACUCAACACAAUUCAACGCACGCAAGCGUUUUUACUGAGUAAACGAACUAAUGCCUGGAAGUAAACAACAAAAACGCACCGGAAUUGAAAUUUUUACUUUGCGUGCCUCAGUUCCACGGUAUCUCAUGUUGCGUGAGAAAUCAUAUCGCGAAACUGCAUUAUCAAUUUAUCCGGGUCGUGAGAGCUGUGACCUUGGUUUUUUCGUUGCGUGAUCUAUUGUUAUGCCUGAAAAACUGGGCUUUUAAGAAGAACAAUCAAGCAGGGCAUAACGAGCAAAAUUUUUGCUUCGCUUUGAUCAGAUACAGUUCUGUUUACUCAAUAGUUUACUUUUUGAUGAUGCCAACUCAAGUGCUCUUUUCACAAAUAAUGUCAUUUGCAUGAAAAGUGGACGUAUCCAGUCUUACCAAAUUUGAUCGCGACGUAUCUUUCCUGUCGAUGGUUGGAUUAGGGUAAAAAUGCGGUAGGUUGUAGUAGUGAGGUCAUUCAAGAAGAAAAAAAUUGUUUAUACAGAAAAGGAAUUUAACUUCUGUAGUUGUUUGCCAAAGAGUCAGCAAACAACUUAUUAAAAUCCUCAUUGUUUUUCACUAUGCCUUGAAAGAAGAAAUUUCAAAUCGGUGUUCAAUAUUUAGGAUCGCGAUAAAGUAAUUUAGCCCCAAUAUUGUCAACGCUGAUGUUUGCCAUUUAGUACCGUAACAUUAUGCUGUCCGGGCCGGAUAAAUUAUGCAUAAGACACAAGGGCUUGAGGGAUCGUAAUAUUUGUAAUGGCUAAAAAUAUAUUUUCCACUCAUCUUUUUGUUAUGCCAUUUGGUUAGUGAUACCAGAUAUGGUAAUUUACGCAAACUGGCCCUUCUUAAAGUGAUUAACAAGAAUUAUUAAAAGAAGCCUUUCGCGGUUGCAUUAAACCUUUGAAUAUUGUCGCGAUUGAACAUAUUUCAGAUCGAAAAAGCAUAUACUAGGCCACUCUUUUUUCCGCUUCUCCUUGUUUGUCUCCCUUUUCUCCUUUUCAGUUUUCAACUUUAACAUUCAUACUAUGACAUAUUAUUGUCAACAUUUUCCACGGAAGUGCUAACAUUCUCGCGGAAAAGAAUUGUCAAACUUAAUUUUUGUUGCCCUUUGUUGCGGUCGCUCGCGUAUCACGUUGCAUACAAUGAGACCUUGCGGCAGCAAGUAAGCCCAUUAGUACGCUCAUUCUGUUCACGAGGAAAAGUAUUGCGCUUUUCUUCUUGUAUUUUAAGUAUUCAUAAUUAAUGGUGACGCCCAAUUUCCUUUUGUCAAGUGGAAAAUGAUACCCAUUUUAGUAGGUCAGUUUCGACGCGAUUGAAAUGAGCUGUCAAUUCCAUAUUACCGCGUCUAGUGAUACGGUUGUUUGCUAAAGCGGUUCAACAAAUCGACAAAUUCUCGCCGAUAAUUGCAAACGAAUUGCUUAUUUUUCUAUUCUGCCGGUAAAGCAAAUGAAAUGCCGCGACUUUACAUUUGGAUUGAUCCACCUUCUAGGCAAGCAGCCCGACUGAGAUGUCCCGUGGACAGUUCAAGUAUCGAUUUAUCUCAGGUAAGAAUUUUGUUUGUUGGUGAUACAUCAACUUGAACCUCUUCGCUACACCUUCAACAAAAGGGUUCCUGGCGCUCAUCCAUCGCGCGUUUAAAUGCUAGAAUUGAGUGCGGCGACGAGGGAAGGCAAUUAGUAAAUUUUGUCAAUAGACUACACCGCCUAGCUUAAAGCAAUAAGAAACUUAAAGGAAAAACUCUGUUGGAACAUUCACAGCUAGACACUGUGUCUGUUUCACUAAGGACUUUUCAAUUGCGCGUGUUUUUUUUUGUUCCAAAAUAGUACACACACGGGGUGAAAACACGAUCAUAAAGCGCAGAAUUUGCGAACAACAAUAGACGCCGGAAUUUCCACCAGUGACAAUUCCAGUGUUUAAAGAACUCUUUUACCGCCGCGCCAACUGUUUAAAUACAUUUCGGUGCAAAUACAGAAAACAAGAGAAAUGCAAAUGUGGAAUUUAGUUCAAAGGUUAGCGCCACUAAGUAUAAUCAUAAAGACAAAUUUUAUACAAAUUUCAAGGAUGCUGUUUUUAUUCCCACGCCAUUUCACGGCUUCCUUAUUCUUUUGUGGUAUUUAUCUCCGGAGGCACAUUUGUGGGAUGACGUGAAACCGCCGGCGCAGAAUUUACACGAGACACCCACUUUAAAUACAGUCGCGUACAAAUCAAAAGUUAUUGUGCUUUUUGUUAUCCUAUCAUAAGCGAGGGAUUAAACGGAGUAAAUUCGGAUCUAACAUCUGUAGAUAAAAAAAGUGAAAAUUGAUCAUGACCUCGUAACGACUUGACCAUUUAGGCGUUACCAACCGUGUUGCUUUGCAAUGAGGUAUUUGUCACGUAGGCUUAAACAGCAGUUUUAUUCGAAACGCAUCAUGUAAUAAAAAUGCAUUUUAAGAACCCUAUGUUACGAACAUUUCCGUUUCUAUGAUCUAACUGUUGCUAUUUAUGCCCAUUGCGUGACAGAUUUACGCAGAUGAUGUGACGAAUCAGAUGAUAUUUUCACUGAAUGUUGUGUGUGACCACUAUCAACUUGGCUGUAAGUGGAAGGGACAGUUAAAGAAACUUGAGGUAAUAUUCCCUAAAUUAAAACCGCUUUUGUUUUUUUUUAACUCAACAUUUUGGUGCAGUUUCUACUUGUGACGUAACUGUUCUCGCUACGCUAUGAAUCAGCUUUAGACCAACACUAGUUAAGAUUACGUUACCAUUUUCUGUCGCGAUGUAGGAUCACAUGGCCAAUUGCAAGUACGCGCAAGUAGAUUGCAUUGCGGGUUGUGGUCAGAAAGUUCAGCGGAGGAAGAUCACCGAACAUGUGAAAAAAGAUUGUAUAAAGAGAUGGGUAAAGUGUCCCCGCUGUAAAAAGGAAACAACGUUUGAGAAUCUACAGGUAAGUGUUGUGUCUAGUAGCUGUUCAGCAAUAUCGUAGAUAAGGUGAGCCCACCAUAUCUAAUAAAUUCCACGCUUCUAACCGCGUUCCUUGGGGUGCGCACGCAUUUCGACCUUUCUUUCCGUGUGGGAAAAAAGAUGUUUUAUGUUCGAUUAGUUUUUCUUGUCGGCAGCGGCCUUCAUAUCUCAUACCUUUCCCCAUUAUCCCUCCCUAGGGCCUCCUAGGCAAUCCUGGCGCCCCUCCUCUCCAACCAUGGAUCUCCCCCCCUCUCCACUCAACCUGAAGACCUUGGGUGCAAAUGUAUUAAAACCACUUAUUCCCUUAGAGCCAUAACUGUCCUGCCGCCCGUCGGAACCCGGACCAGGAGAUAGUGACAUGCAGUAAUGGAUGUGGGGUCCGACUAAAACGACACGAAAUGCCGCAUCACUUGAGAAAUGAUUGCUUACACCGAUGGGUCUACUGCGAAAACUGCUCUGUAGAAAUCGUCUUCAAAGACAAACAGGUUGGUAUUACUUCUCGUCUUUGAUUUGUCCAAAAGAAGGCCGCAUUCUUCUCUCAACCAAUCAGAUACAAAACUAUGAUCUAUUGCGACUUGGUCACUCGUAUUUUCCCGCGCUUCAAGUAGCUUGCGUUUUCUUUUCCAGAAAAAUUGUAAAAAGCCGUGUGCCGUUAUCUAAACAUGUAUGCAAAUUUUAGCAUGAUUAUUUUGACAAAGCAACUUACUUUCAUUUCAGGAACACUUAAGACGUUGUCGACGCUCUGAUUCCCAAACUGAAGAACCAGGAAUAACAAGAGGAGGCAAACGACAGAGCAUGCCUCACUCAGUGCGCUUCGAUCCACGUGGCCUGCGCAGCGGUAAUCGAAGCAACAGCACCUCGCAAGAAGCCCUGAAUUCCAGUCCCCCUGCACCCAUGCGCUCUGCCUCGUUUCCAGCUUUCCUCAAUUACGUCGGUCGCGAGGAGAUCCCAAGCGAGGUGGUCUACCGUGGGUCAGAACGAAGCAGGUCUCGCACAACGAGCCAAAUCGACAUCGAAAGAGAAUCUGACAUUUUUACAUGCACUUGUGGUCAGAGAAUAUCACGUGGUCAAAUCACGAGUCACAUGUCAGAGGAGUGUCCGAGGAGAUUGACCAAAUGUCAGUAUUGUCGUGCGCAAGUCAAGUUUGAAGACAUGCAGGUAGGUAGCUCUAUUUGAUAUUAUUCAUACACAUAUUCAUCAUAUCAUCUCGCCAAAAGUGAUAUGUCAACUUUCCUUUGGUUAUAGUUGUCUUUGUUGCUGUACGAUGGUGAAUUAUGACUUUUAAUCUCUGAGACCCCUUCGAGGAAUCGAACGUCAGUCUUUCGGAUUUCGUGGUCUGAUGCACCACCUCUGAACUAUAGAGAAUUCUGUUGUGAUCUAGAAGACUGUACAGUAGUUCAAUUCUUAUGUGACAAGGGUCCUACACGCUUCUAGAAUCAGCAAGAUAUCCAUGUUCUAGAUUUCCUCCCAUAGUCUGAUUUUUACGCGGAACACCGAUUGAUCCUCUGUAAUGGGAAAGUUGUUAUACGAUCAUAAUUAAACGAGGAUGUCGUCCUAGCAAUGUUUUGGCCUUUCUUAACCACCAGUUGCUAAAUAUUCUAACAACUUAUCUAUGUUUGGCUAGUUGAAAUUUCUGUUUAUGAUACAUCAAGGUUGUCUUGUGUCUUUCCCAACAGAGCCAUCUUCAAGUGUGUCCUCACUUCCCCUUGAGUUGCCCAAAUAGUUGUGGUGUGUCACAGAUUCCACGAGAAGAGGUGAGAACUGCGGACUAACUACACCAUAUACCUGUAGGAACCGCUCAGUUCCCAUUAUAUCCAUUCCGAGAGAAGACAACGUAACGUUUUAGCCCAACGCUGUUUACUUCCCACUAAUUCGAGACACCUUGGUUCAAGGGACAGAACAUGUGGCCCAAACUGAAAAAAGGCUCCUAGAGCCUUUGUAUCUGUGAACCCCUCUGUGCAGGGUCCUAGUUCUAGGUGUUCCUCAAAUGGAAGUUCCACUACAUAAUCAGUUGCAAUGGCUAGCCCUCUCACGCCCAGAGGUGACCAUUAAGUACUUUCUCCUUACGAUAUCAACACAUUAUCAACCGGGGAGGUGUGAUGAGAAGAAAGAAAUGUAUCAAAAGGGAUACUUUUUUAUUUAACACUAGAUUAUCCGAACUACAAGUAAAAGAAAUAUUUUGAAGAUCGACAGAGAGGGGAAUUGAUAUCAUGAACAAGGGUUAAUGAUGUACUAGUUGACCUGUUGCUUUCUUAAUUAUACUAUGGAAUAAAAGUCUCUUAACACUGUGAAUUUUAUGAAGUAUCCUAAUCAAUUGUUCACCGUUUUAUCCAAGGUGGAUCGCCAUCUUACCCACGAAUGUCGCUCAAAUCUCAUUCAUUGUCCUUUUAAGCAUGUUGGCUGUCAACAUCAAGUAAGUAUUGACUUAUCUCUCGAGAUACUAAAGAACUCAUUCGCAUUCGAUAUCCACUCAGAUUGUCUCGACCUAACUUCUUAUACCUUUGUCAAUUGUGUGUCUUGUGUCGGGUGGGAAAUCCAACCUCACAGAGACGGAAAAAAACAUAUCUAAUUUAUAUGUUUUUUUUCUUUCAGUGUCCACAACGAAGCCUCACACAGCAUCUAGAAGACGGCAUGAAAAAACAUCUUGAGCUCGUUUCACAGCUUGCUCUUGAUCAAAGAAAGGAAAUUGACCAAUUGCGCGAAAUUGUCAAACAUUGUAAGCCUUUCACCGAUAGUAAACUCUAUUGGAGGAUCGACGACUUUUGGAACAAAUUUGAGGACGCCAAGCACAAAACAAACGUAGAGUUGCACAGCCCUCCUUUUUACACAAGUCCUUAUGGGUACAAGUUCAAAAUCGUGGUGUUCCCGUACGGAAAUGGUAGCGGGGAAGGGUCGCAUCUUUCACUCUAUGUUCGUCUUCUCCCGGGAGAAUACGACACGCUCUUGAAGUGGCCGUUUGAGGGCGAAAUCACUUUGUCGCUUUUGGAUCAAAACAGGGACUCUACCAGGGGCCAAAGAAAUAUUAGCCAAUCGUUUAGCCCGGAUCCUAACUGGAAGAGCUUUCAGAGACCUGGUAAGAAUGGUGCCACACUCGGCUUCGGUUACCCACAAUUCGUUUCUCAUCGAGGCUUGGAAUCUACGAGUUACGUCAAAGAAGACUGCUUGUUUAUCAAAGCGACUAUCGACUGCAAAUAUUCUGCUGAUUUAUAACUCAUAACAAAAAAAAUAUCAAAGAAGUCUAUAAAUUUUCAUUGCAUACGAUCAAUUUUAUGGCAAAAAUUCUUACUUCAAGAAAGUGGACACAUUUUUAAUACAAACAAUCUACAAUAUCUCAUUGCUCAAAUUGUUUCUGUAGAUUAGAUAAUGAAAAUAGUGUUACGUUUAGACUAGAAUAGUAGAACAUAUUAUAUUUUACCAUUAUGAUCUGUCACUCCAAAAUCUGUUUUUUCUUUGUUUGUAUGCGAAAUGGUGAUAAAAAUGUUUAAGAAGACUGAACUAUCAUAUUCAAACCAAGAUUUACGCUUGCGUCCGCAAAAAUAGAUCCGCUGUAUAUAGAGAUUUGAACUUCGUGGGCGUGUGUGUUUUUUUAAAUGAUUCCUUGCUUUGAGUCGAGACCAGCAGCGAACAAAGGACACUACAGUUUUGAGUCCUCGUUUUAGGAAUCACUUGAGAUCGUUAUCAUUUAACAGAAGCGUUGUGUAGCCUGUUUAUGAUAAAACACGCGCGAGUAUUGGAAAGCACUUUUACAGGUGUCCAGUUCGCAUGUUGCCUUACGUAGGGCAGAAGCACUUUCGAUAACAAUUGUGGUUUAGGUUAUAAGAAAGCCUUUCGCUCUAUUAAAGUAAGCAAAUGUUAAUGCCAGUAAGGUUUUUUCUAUAAAACUUUUGAAAACCCAUCAUGAACAAAGCUUUCUCCGAUUUUGCAGUGCAUCUUCGUGGAAGCGACAAAGCAUUCGUGAUUGUCAGUACUCCCUAUAAAUCUUGUUUUCAGGCGCUAUGCUUCACUCUAACGUUGAACUGUAACUGACCAUAACGUCAUACGAACGGCCGUAAAGUAUUUUCAGUAAGAUUUCAAGAUCCAAGUAUGAAUUCUUCUCAUCAACAGUAAUUGUGUUAUUCAAAGUCAAAGGGCGAAUUACACGUCAAUCCUUGGGGUUAACUUUUCAUUGUGACAGCUGUUUGAGAAAGUUCAUUGCACAUCUUCUUUUAUAUUACUCUUGUCCUAAUGCUUCCUUAGAUUGAUGUUAUUGAUCAUAGAUAUUUAAUAAUUAAAACGAUGUUUGCAUACUGCUGUGCGGGAAAAUAACUCUGUCCAACAAGGACGUAGCAAUAAAAUACAGAAUUUAAAGC